AUGAUAUUGGGAGCCUACAAGAAGAGAUUUGAGCCUGAAGAGCCUCAAGUAGCAAAAGUCACUCAAUCUGGGCAAACGUAUGCGCAAGCUACAAUGUCUGGGCUGAACCUUUCCCAAGUUCCAAAAAGACCAAGAGAAUGGCCUUCAAGCAGGAGUGGCAGUUCUACCAAUAAGGACAAGAAUCGAGUUGCGACAAGACGCAAGCAUGGAGAGAGAGAAUUGAAACCGCUGAAGAACAAGUUAAAAUCUGGUAUUUGUACCAAAGAAGGAAGUCGCAAUACUAAAGACAGUAAAGCUAUCCUUGAAGCACAGCACAAUCUAUGUUUCCAAGAGAUUAGGAAUGAGAUGAAAGCUGAAUAUAAAGAGCACCACGCUAUUCUGAUCGCUCGUUGCAUGAUGCAGAUCAAGGCAAAGUUUGAUACUGAUGAAGGUCUGAACUUCAUUCAACAGUAUUACAUCAAUCAAGGACUUAAGAAGUUUGGUGAUGAUGGAAAGGAUGCUGUGGAUAAGGAAUUGAGACAAAUGCUCUUGAGAGAUUGUUUCACUCCCGAAUUUGUUAAAGACAUGACCGCGUCUGAGCGAAAGAAGGCCCAAUCAGCGAUGAUGUUACUCGUGGAGAAGCAAUUUGAAAAGACAAUUAAAGGUUGCCUAGUAUUCCGAGGCAAUGGAACUCGUGAAUGGUUAUCGCGAGAGGACACUGCAAGUCCAACUGCUUCACAAGAAGCAAUCACCACUACUUGUGUUAUUCAUGCACACGAAGGUAGAGAUAUAAUGACGCUGGACGUGCCUAACGCUUUCAUUCAAACUUAUAUGCCUGAUGCUAAGGAAGGAGAAGAUCGCGUCUACAUGAAAAUCACUGGCAUGAUGGUCCAGAU
This is a messenger RNA of Cylindrotheca closterium, 875 nucleotides long. The record is from the annotation of a GenBank genome assembly. Lineage: Eukaryota; Bacillariophyta; Bacillariophyceae; Bacillariales; Bacillariaceae.